This is a messenger RNA of Prunus dulcis (almond), 1275 nucleotides long. RefSeq names its product glucuronokinase 1. The transcript is spliced from 6 exons. The record is from RefSeq and is a predicted model, not a curated record. Bases 41 to 1126 code for a protein of 361 amino acids. Gene Ontology annotation, molecular function: ATP binding. NCBI's taxonomy places the organism in Eukaryota, Viridiplantae, Streptophyta, Magnoliopsida, Rosales, Rosaceae.
CGAAGAUCCAGUGGUUGUCAGCUGAACUUUCAAAUCGAAAAUGGGUGACCACCAGGCCAAGAGCGAAACUGCGUCGUUGAUCGAGCACAGGGCCUACGCCAGGGUGGGCCUGCUUGGGAACCCGAGUGACGUUUAUUUCGGCCGGACGAUCUCCUUCAGCCUUGGCAACUUCUGGGCCACCGUGUGUUUGCAGCCGUCCGAUGAUCUCGUCAUCCAACCCCACCCCAUCCACGACCUCGUCGUUUUCAAAUCCCUGGACCACCUGGUGAAUCGAUUAGAUAGUGAGGGUUAUUAUGGAGGCGUCCGAUUGCUGAUGGCAAUUUGCAAAGUCUUCCUUGAUUAUUGCAAAGAAAACGAGAUUCAGUUAGAGGCUCGAAAUUUCACUCUCUCAUAUGAUACUAAUAUCCCUCGACAGACAGGACUUUCAGGGUCUAGUGCUAUUGUCUGUGCAGCCCUGAGCUGCCUUCUUGAUUUUUACAAGGUUAGGCAUUUGAUCAAAGUCGAGGUCCGCCCUGGCCUCGUCCUUAGUGCCGAGAAGCAACUUGGAAUUGUUGCCGGUCUUCAAGAUCGUGUUGCCCAGGUGUAUGGUGGCCUUGUUUACAUGGAAUUUGACAAGGAGCACGUGGAUACUUCGGGGCAUGGCAUUUACACACCCAUGGAUGUCAGUCUCCUCCCACCUCUUCAUCUUGUCUAUGCCGAGAAUCCAAGUGAUUCCGGGAAGGUACAUAGUACGGUUCGUCAAAGGUGGCUCAAUGGCGACGAGUUUAUAAUAUCAUCCAUGACGGAAGUUGCAAAUAUUGCACUAGAAGGAAGGACGGCAUUACUUGAAAAGGACUACACUAAACUAGCAGCGCUCAUGAACCGUAAUUUUGACUUUAGAAGAAGCAUGUUUGGAGAUGAUGCUCUUGGCGCUUUAAACAUAGAAAUGGUGGAGGUGGCUCGAAGUGUGGGUGCAGCAUCCAAAUUCACAGGUAGCGGUGGGGCUGUAGUCGUAUUUUGCCCAGAUGGUCCUUCACAAGUGAAGCUCUUAGAGGAUGCUUGCCAAAAGGCUGGUUUUAAACUUGAACCGAUACAAGUCGUUCCCUCUCUUCUAAAUGAGGUUGAUCUUCAAACUCUCUCAAAAUAGGCGAGUGCUUGGGGUCCUUUCACUUUUGUUCUUGACACCCUCCCCCCCCUUUUCUCCCCGUCUCACAUUGGUUUAUAUUGGUAAAGUUGAACUGUGAAUUUUUGGUGGAUGCUCCAUUAAUAAAAGGGAACGACGUUAAUUUGAUUCAA